GAUCUGCAAAGAGGGAACACUCUCCUGCUGGAGGUGGGGGCCAUCCGGGGGAGAUGGGGUCCUCCCCAUCGGGGGGUGGGAUUGCUGCACGGUGGUGGCUGUGGACUGGGGUACGGGUCGCCCAGGCGGAGGCGGCGGGAGCGCACGACCUUCACCCGAGCGCGGCUGGACGUGCUGGAGGCCCUUUUCGCCAAGACCCGCUACCCCGACAUCUUCAUGCGGGAGGAAGUGGCGCUGAAAAUCAACCUGCCCGAGUCCAGAGUGCAGGUGUGGUUUAAAAACCGCCGGGCCAAGUGCCGGCAGCAGCAGCAGCAGCAGCAGAACGGGGGCCAGAACAAGGUGCGGCCAGCUAAAAAGAAGAAUUCGCCAGCCCGGGAAGUGAGCUCGGAGAGCGGGACCAGCGGGCAGUUCACUCCCCCCUCCAGCACCUCGGUCCCCACCAUUUCCAGCAGCAGUGCUCCCGUAUCCAUCUGGAGCCCAGCGUCCAUCUCCCCGCUCUCAGAUCCCCUGUCCACCUCUUCCUCCUGCAUGCAGAGAUCCUAUCCUAUGACCUACACCCAGGCAUCAGGCUACAGCCAAGGAUACGCUGGCUCGACCUCCUAUUUUGGAGGGAUGGACUGUGGAUCUUACUUGACCCCUAUGCACCACCAGCUUCCCGGACCGGGGGCCACCCUGAGUCCCAUGGGUGCCAACGCGGUCACCAGCCACCUCAACCAGUCUCCAGCCUCCCUCUCCACCCAGGGCUAUGGAGCCUCCAGUUUGGGCUUUAACUCCACCACCGAUUGCUUGGAUUAUAAAGACCAAACCGCCUCCUGGAAGUUAAACUUCAAUGCUGACUGCUUGGAUUAUAAGGACCAAACAUCGUCAUGGAAGUUCCAGGUUUUGUGAAGAACCUUUGUGAUAACGAGAGAAAUCGCGACGAGAACAAACAGGCUGGGCUGAACGCUCCAGUUUUAGUCAGGUCUUGGUUAAAUUAAAGAGAAAAAAUAACUCAACGGACAAACAAACGAACAAAAAAACCGACAGCGACAAGAGGGGGGACAGUGUUGGUGUGAUCCCGUUCAGACUCAUCUCCUGCUCAGACGCUCUGGAAAAGGAAUAAUAAAGAGGAAAAAUGGAGGAGGAAGGCCUUAAACGGACAGAUCAUCUAGUGAGCAGAAAACAGACAGACCCAUCUGUGUUCUUUCUAGUUUUAGGCAAUUGUUGGGUUUCUUUGUUUGGAAGAGGUGGGAGAGCGUUCCACCUACGGGCCAGUUUUAAAAAAAAAAAAAAAAAGAAAAAAAAGAAAAAAAAAAGUCUAGGUUUUUAUUUCUUUUUUUUUUUUGUGUGUGCGUGGAAAGAUCCUUCACCCAGAGGUUUCCAAUGUGUUAGCCAACCCUCGGUUAAAAUAUUCGGAAUGGACAGCAUCUCUCUUUUUCUCCCUCCUUUUCUCCCUCCCUCUUUCUUUCUCUCUUGCUCUCGAGCUCAUCCAACAGUUUCAUGCCCAACUUGCUCAAGUUGGCACCCGGAGAACUUGGUUCAGGGCUGUGUGGGUUGUGUGACUGAUUGUCCUAGCUGCACUACUUUAUUUAAAGAUAAAAAAAAAAAAGAUAAUGUUCAUAAGGAGUCAAUAUGUAGUUUUUAAGAGACAAUCAGUGUGUGUCUUAUAUAAAUGGUACAUCUGUGGUUUUUAAUCUGUGCUAGACUUCAAAACUGUGAUCUCCUGUAUUGUAUGCAACUAUGAACUCUGCACCAGCGGGAGUUCUGCUGUGAUUUAAAUAGGUUAUAAUUAUAAGUGAAAUUCAGAGCAACUGAGUUACCUAUUAUCAUCUUUUAAAAAAAUAAUAAAAAAAUAUAU
Molecule: messenger RNA, 1837 nt
Organism: Balearica regulorum gibbericeps (East African grey crowned-crane)
Lineage: Eukaryota; Metazoa; Chordata; Aves; Gruiformes; Gruidae
Source: RefSeq, a predicted model, not a curated record